UCACAAUUUGUAGGUAGUACAAGAACUGAAAAAUAAUUUUUGGUUGCCAGUAUACCUGUAGUCGUUGCACUGAUCAGUCGAUAGUUUUGUGAUAAAUUAUUUCUCAAGUGAAUUAAAUUAUUAACCAUGGGACGUGAUUCUAGAAAGGUUUCAAGAGAACUUCGGAGUUCUGAAAAAAUUAAUAAGUCGCGUUCAGUCAAAAGAAAGAAUGUUUUUAAUCCGAAAACAGCCGAACGUGAUGAAAGUAUUCAGAGUACAUCUUCUAAAAAAUUAAAACAAAACACUGAAGAUGAUGUACCUGAAGACAGCAGUACUGAAUUUCGAAUAAUAAAUUUUAUUCAGGUAUUCACUGCAAUUUCUGCUCUUAUAAAAUGUAAAAAAUGUGAUGGAAAUGUAGUGUUUCAAACAGCAAGUACACGUGGGCUGGGAUUCAAAAUUGUAGUUGCAUGUAAUAACUGUGGAAAUGAAUAUAUUCCUUCCUGUUCUUUCGUUGGGCAUUCUUAUGAAAUAAACAGACGUUUCAUUUUUGUAAUGAGAAUACUAGGAAUAGGAUACGAAGGAUUGUGCAAGUUUUGCGGCCUGAUGGACAUGCCGUCUUUUUUAGAUAAAUCUACGCAUACAAUUUUACUGAAACAGAUUUUGAAUUGUAGUAAAGCCGUCGCAGAAACCUUCAUGACGAAAGCUGUGAAUGAAGAAAAGCAAGCAAUGCCAACAACUGAAAAUGAAGAUAUAAAUCAUCUAACUGUAUCGGGAGAUGGAACCUGGCAAAAACGGGGAUAUACAUCGUCAUUUGGAGUUUCUUCUAUAAUUGGCUAUUUUACUGGAAAGAUUCUUGACAUAAACAUUAAAAGUGCAUAUUGUAAGCUAUGUGAGUAUUGGAAAAAAAAAACAAAUACUGUUGAGUUCGAGGAAUGGUAUCAAUCGCAUGAAGAUGUGUGUUCUGCUAAUCAUCAAGGGUCUUCUGGGAAAAUGGAGGUGGAUGCGAUGGUCGAAAUGUUUUCGUAUUCUGAAACUAAAUAUGGAGUUAAGUAUGCCAACUAUAUUGGUGAUGGUGACUCCAAGACCUAUUCAGGAAUUAUAAAAUCAGAUCCUUACGAAAAUACAACUGUAAAUAAAAAGGAAUGUAUAGGGCAUGUCCAAAAGCGGAUGGGGAGUCGAUUACGUACGCUGAAGAGUAAACAAAAAGGUCUUGGUGGUCGAGGUAAGCUCACAGGAAAAUUAAUAGACAAACUAACUGUGUACUAUGGUUUAGCAAUACGCCGGCAUUGUGAUUCUAUUGAAAAUAUGAAAUCUGCUAUAAUGGCAACCUUUUAUCACUACGGCUCGAGUGAUGAAAAACCGAAUCAUGAUAUGUGUCCAAAAGGCGAAGAAUCUUGGUGCUCUUACCAGCGCGCUGAAGCAAGAGGAGAGCUUGAUACCUUUUCUCACGAUUAUUCUCCUUUACCUUCUGAUGUUUUAAAAGCUAUCAAGCCUAUAUACGAAGAUCUUAGUAAUGAAAAUUUACUUUCAAGAUGUGUAGGUGGAUUCAAUCAGAAUAAUAAUGAAAGCUUUAACCAACUAGUAUGGAAAAUAUGUCCAAAAACGGUAAAUACUAGUUUUACUAUCGUACAAAUAGCUGCAUACGUUGCUAUGUGUAUAUUUAAUGAGGGUAUAAAUUCAUUAUUAGUCUUGAUGAAUACACUAGGACUUAAUUGUGGGCCUAAUUCUCAUCGGUAUGCAGAAAGAAUGGAUGCUGCACGUAUCAAAGUAGCAGAUAAGCGCGCUAAUGAUAACACCCGAGAAGGUCGAUUGCAACGUAGGCACCAGCAAAUCGAUAUUUUGGAAGCUGCUAUGUCGGCUGAAGAGCUAUUAUAUGGUCCAGGAAUAGAUGACUCAGUAUGAAUCUCCAAGGACUUAUGAUGAUCACCGCAAAGGACUUCGGGAGGAACGGGCUCUACAAAAACAGCGAUAACUUUUUGAAUUAUUAAUUUUUUUUUUUGAAAUUUUCGUGAAGUCAAAUCGAAACGUGUUCUAAUAAAGCUAUGUUUUUAUUUUUGUCAAAUAAAGUAAUUAACUACAAAAAAAAAAUUAUUGAAAAUCAUCAUUUUUUCAUACCCCUGAG
Molecule: messenger RNA, 2101 nt
Organism: Microplitis mediator
Lineage: Eukaryota; Metazoa; Arthropoda; Insecta; Hymenoptera; Braconidae
Exons: 2
Coding region: 127-1881 (584 amino acids)
Source: RefSeq, a predicted model, not a curated record